CCGCUGGUCUCCACCCCCCGCCCGGCCCCUCCGCCCGCGCAUGCGCCUUGCCCCCUCCGGCCCGGGGAGGGGGACGCGGACGGGGGAAGAUGGCGGCCUCGAACAACCCGCGGAAAUUCAGCGAGAAGAUCGCGCUGCACAACCAGAAGCAGGCGGAGGAGACGGCGGCUUUCGAGGAGGUGAUGAAGGACCUGAGCCUGACCCGGGCCCACAGGUUACAAUUACAGAAAACACAGUAUUUGCAGUUGGGACAGAGUCGUGGCCAGUACUAUGGAGGGUCACUGCCAAAUGUGAAUCAGAUUGGGAACAGUGCCAUGGACUUGCCUUUCCAGACUCCUUUUCAGUCAUCUGGACUGGAUACAAGUAGGACAACUCGGCAUCAUGGUCUGGUGGACAGAGUUUAUCGUGACAGAAACCGCCUUGGGUCACCACACCGGCGUCCGCUGUCUGUGGAUAAACACGGAAGGCAGGUGGACAGUUGUCCAUAUGGCACUGUGUAUCUGUCGCCUCCAUCGGAUACAAGCUGGAGAAGGACCAAUUCAGAUUCUGCCUUGCAUCAAAGUACAAUGACCCCAGCUCAACAAGAGUCCUUUUCAGGAGGGUCACAAGACAUGCAGCAAAAAAGAGUCUUAUUAUUGACUGUCCCUGGAAUGGAGGAAAGCACAUCUGAAACAGACAAAGCCCUUUCUAAACAAGCAUGGGACACUAAAAAGACAGGGUCAUUGAGGCCUAAAUCAUGUGAAGUUCCAGGAAUCAACAUCUUUCCAUCAGCUGACCAGGAAAACACUACAACGCUGAUUCCUGCUGCACAUAACACAGGUGGCUCUCUGCCAGACCUGACAAACAUCCAUUUCCCUUCUCCCCUCCCAACACCACUAGAUCCUGAGGAAUCCACGUUCCCAUCCCUGAGUAGCUCCAAUAGCACCGGAAAUCUUGCAGCCAACUUGACUCACUUGGGCAUCAGCACUGCCAGUCAGGGAAUGACAACGACGCAAGCCUCAUCCCGGCAGCCAGCUGUCAGUCCCCUCUCACUGAAUGCAGACUCCAGACGACCACAGUCCCAACAGAUAUCUCCUACGCUCUCACCUCUGUCGCCAAUUACUCAGGCUGUGGCUAUGGAUGCAUUGUCUUUGGAACAGCAGCUUCCACCGUAUCAGUUUUUUACCCAGGCUAGUUCCCAGCAACAGACCCAAGUGGCAAGUAGUCUGCCUCAGAAUGCCCCUUUAAUGCAGACUUCUGGCUUACAGCGAGGAGCACAGCUUCCCCCCCUUUCAGUCACAGUACCAUCGACCAUCCCACAGUCACCUCCAGGCAGCCAGACCCAACCUUCCAUGGGCAUAGACAUCAACUCGGCUUCACUCCAGCAGUACCGCAGUAAUGCUGGAUCCCCAGCCAACCAGUCUCCCACCUCUCCUGUCUCCAAUCAAGGCUUCUCUCCUGGCAGCUCCCCUCAACAUUCUUCCAUUCUGGGGAGUGUAUUUGGUGACUCCUAUUAUGAUCAGCAGAUGACAGCUAGGCAGGCUAAUGCCCUAUCCCAUCAGCUUGAACAGUUUAAUAUGAUAGAAAACGCCAUUAGUUCCAACAGCCUGUACAGCCCCUGCUCCACCCUUAACUACUCCCAGGCAGCCAUGAUGGGACUUACUGGGAGCCAUGGCAACUUGCAGGACUCGCAACAGCUGAACUACUCCAGCCAUGGAAACAUCCCCAACAUCAUCCUCACAGUGACAGGAGAAUCUCCUCCGAGCUUAUCAAAGGAACUGACCAGCUCUUUGGCAGGUGUCGGAGAUGUCAGCUUUGAUUCGGAUUCCCAAUUCCCUCUGGAUGAACUCAAAAUUGACCCUUUAACCCUGGAUGGACUGCACAUGCUUAAUGACCCAGAUAUGGUCCUCACCGAUCCUGCCACAGAGGACACUUUCAGGAUGGACCGGCUGUAGACUGAGGACACCAUGAGCCUGGGAAUAAAAUUAGUUCCUGGAGCCCAUCUGAACUGAAGAGUCCAAUGGGUCAGUCAUGUCCGAUUAAAGAGUUACCGAGAGCAGUAGCUCUGUCAUGUACACCAUGUACAAUGAGUAAAGCUUGUUGUUCUAAGCUUGCAGUGCUGCAGACCCCCAUUCCCCGUUGCGCCAUAGUUUAUCCCUUAUCUACUCAUUGCCAUUAAAUGAGUAAGGAGUUUGCAUCAGCCUUCUCCCCUCCAAACCCCCACCAGCGAAGUCCCAGCGUAAGGCUGUCAAUUUAUCCUUUGCACUAGAAGGUGGUGUUUCUGGGUAGGUGAUGAAGGUUCAGAGUCAAGGGUAAAGAGAUUCUCUUUGUAAAAUACCACAUCAUUAGCAUUUGAUCAUUGGCUGUUUCUGUAACUGAUCAACAGCCAUCUCCUUGCGAGACUGAGAGGGGAAACUCUCAGACUACUGACCUCUCACUAACUCUAAAGCAAAAUGCCUGUAUGGCCACCCUCUGGGAAAGGGGGGAGGCUGUUAAUUUUGACUCUCCCAGACUAUUUUGUGACAGUUGCUUUGUAGAGUACAAUGCUUCUCCCUUGAUUGAUAUGCCAUAUUUGUUUUCAGGUUUGUUUCCUUGACUGUUGUCCAGCACCCACUGCCUGUUCGUAUGCCCUGAGCAAACUCGUGUACUUGGCAAAGCAGGAAAGCGGCCUGGUAGCCCAGUGGGCUCUCGGUAGCCGGUUAUCCAAAAAAGCAACUGUAAACACUAUUUCUGGAGCCUUUUUCUUGUUUUAAAUUUCUGAGCACACAAAAAAGUACUAUAAUUCAUUACCUGGUGAGUGUGAAGGAGUGAGUGGAGCAUUUUGAAGCCACUAAAAGUAUAUUGGUGGCUAAGUUGCAGAGAAUUUUAUUUUUAAAUUCUGCUUCUUGUGUGAAAUUCAUAUAGGCAACAGGAAGGGCCGUUGUGUAGCAAUACCCAGCCCAAGUCAUGGUGGCUAUUUUUAUGAUUUUUUUUAUUCUUGUUCGUUGCCUAUUGAAUAUUCUGUUACUGUUAUUUAUGCAUUUUUUUUUAUUUAAGUAUUUGGAUAUUAGAAAAGUAGCUAAACUACAUAAGGCCAAUUGAAGCACUCUGCAUAAUACUUAUACAGUACAUCCUUUUGUGAUUUUUUUAUUCCAGAAAUAUUAUAUAUAAUAUUUUUAACUAACUGGAAUUUGAAGCCAGAUGCUGACCAGAAGUAAGCAAACCCAGGGCAAGUCUGUCAAGUGUUUUGCUGUUUUAUAUAUUCACAUUAGGGUAACAGGAACAUACAUAUUCUUUGACAGGGUUACGGGCCUACUGGAUGGGGGAAGAAGAUAUAGAUGUGAUGGAUCUUGAUUUCACUAAGGUUUCUUGACAGAUUCCCACAUGAUAUUCUCAUAAGCAAAUUAGUGAAACAUGGCCUAGGUUAAGUUACUAAAAGAUGGGUGCACAACUGGUUGGAAAACCAUACUCAAAGUGUAGUUAUCAAUAGUCCACUGUCAAACUGGGAGGGUGUAUCCAGUGGGGUCCGGAGGUAGUCAGUCCUGGGUCUGGUACUAUUCAAUAUUUCAUUAAUGGGUUGGAUAAUGGAGUGGUAAGUAUGCUUAUAAAUUUUGUGGGUGACACCAAGCUUGGAGGGGUUACAAGCACUUUGAGGGACAGGAUUAGAAUUCAAAAUGACCUUGACAAAUUAGAGAAUUGGUCUGAAAUCAACAAGAUUAAAUUCAGUAAAGACAAAUGCAAAGUAUUACACUUAGAAAGGAAAAAUCAAUUGCACAACUACAAAAUGGGGAAUCACUGGCUAGGCGGUAGCACUGCUGAAAAGGAUCUGGGGAUUAUAGUGGAUUACAAGUUGAAUGAGUUAACAGUGUGAUGCAGGUGUGAGGGGAAAAAAGCUAAUAUCCUGGGGCUUAUUAACUGGAGUGUCAUAUAUAAGACAUGGGAGGUAAUUGUCAUGCUUUACUUGGCGCUGGUGAGGCCUCAGCUGAGUACUGUGUCCAGUUCUGGGUGCCGCACUUUAGGAAGGAUGGUACUAAAUUGGAGAGUCCAAAGGAGAACAGAAAUGACAAGGUUUAGAAAAUCUGACCUUUGGGGAAAGGGUAAAAACACUGGGCAUGUUCAUUCUUGAGAAAAGAUGACUCGGGAUCUGAUAGUCUUCACAUAUGUUGAGGGCGGCUAUAAAGAGGAAGGUGAUCAGUUGUUCUCCAUGUCCUCUGCAGGUAGGACAAGAAAUAGUGGGCUUAAUCUUCAGGAAGGGAGAUUUAGGUUAGAUACUAGGAAAAACUUUCUAGCUACGAGGGUAGUUAAGCUCUGGAACAGGCUUCCAAGGGGGGUUGUGGAAUCCCCAUCAUUGGAGAUUUUUAAGAACAGGUUGGACAAACACCUGUCAGGGAUGUUCUAGGUUUACUUGGUCCUGUCUCAGCGCAGGGGGCUGGACUUGAUGACUUUUCACGGUCUCGUCCAGCUCUACAUUUCUAUGAGUCUGGGAUAUUUCUUCUGCAACCCUGGAAAAAAUCACUUGCUAAUAGUGAAAUGUACUGUGUCCUAGCAUGCCGAGGCUCUUACAUUCAUAGUAGACUACUUCUGUUAGUCACAGCGAAUAUUCUCUGGUACAGCAUAGCGGAAUGGUGAAUGAUUUAAAAAAACAGACCACCCAUAGUUUCUAAAAUGAUGAUUUCACUUAAAUGUAAUGGCUGAAAUUGACAUAGAAUAAUGAGUCCUAGAUUCCUGACACUAGGUCACUCUUUUACAAAUCUGAGAAAUAGGAUUUGCUGUUCACCAAGAGGCCAGUGCACUUGCGGUACUUGUCGGAGAAGUAUAGCUGUUAAAAUGUUGUGCUCAUUGCACUGUAGUCCUCCCGGUAAGAGAACCCACAUACAUGACCCUUCUCAGCAGAAGUUAAAAUUUACAUUAUUUGACUUGUACUAACAGAAAAUAUUUGAUUACAAAUAGUAUAUUGAAUGUGUUAAUGAAGGAAUUACUACAAAAAGAGAGAAUAUUUCCCUGCAGCAGGGGCUGAACAUCCAAAUAUAUUUUUGAUAAAUACAAUUUCAAAUAAAAAAGCCUUCUUAACUUAUAUUUAAAGACAUCAUUUGUUUGUUUGUUUUUCCCCUUUCAGGAAUGGUGUUUAUUCUCCACCCUCUCCAAAUCUUGUUCUCCUAUUGACUGAGUUUGCAUUGCCCUGUUUUGCAUUGGUCAAAAAAUGCAAGAGUUAGGGUUUGUUUUUUUUUCCGUUAUGAAAUUUUUUAUCUAAAAACAUCCCCCAACCCAAUCAGCCCACUCCCCAAAAACCUUUCCCUUCCCUUUUUUUGAGCAAGGAAUGUAAAUGUCCAUGGCAAAAGUGGGCUACUUCUAAUGAGUUAUAGCUAGGUUUCUGUGUGCUUCCAGAAAUCCGUGAGGUGCUGUCCUGAGAUGCACAGAGACACUGCUAAGCAGAAUUACUGCUGGGAUCUUAUAUAAUGGGGAUGCGUGUUUGCUCACAUAUUUGUGCCAUUAGUUGACCAUUUGCACUAAAAGUGAUGUGGGAUUUUUAUUUUUUCUGUCUCAUAGCUUUUGUGUAAACUUCUUGCUAAAGGAUGGUUUUCUUUGGUUCCUCUCCACUUAAUUGCAAGGCUAUCCUGCAUCUCCAUUUAUAAUGUUCAUCAACAUUUAAGCCUGAUGUUACAUGUUACUCACAAAGUCUGCUUAUGUCAGAUUGCUAAUGCUUUGUCAAUUAAAAAAAAAAAAGGUAGCUUUAAACAGGAGGUUACCCUAAAAGAAUGUGAGUAAUUUGGGCACAGAUGAUAUGAAGUUCUUUGCUUCAAAACAGCCAAAGGUACAGUGUGAAUGGAGUACACUUUGUGCAGUUACUUAAUCUCCUUGACAGUACUGUUAGUUCAUUGAUUGGAUCUCUGUCUAUAUCAACCUCUUGUUCAGAUGUCUCUUAUGCAUGUAAAUCCUUGUCUGUGAUGAUCUAUUUUUUUAAAACCAGAGUCACUUAAGAGUGAAGCAUCCAGUUAGGAAUUCACAGACUCCUGACUGGAUAGUUUUACAGGGAGAUAUCGCUAAAUGCUACCUUCUAUUUUUUUUUAAACUACACGUGUAUAUAGGAGAGCUUGUUUUAGACUUGUAAGUAGACAUUUUAAAUGGCCUUAAUUUAAAAAAAAAUAUAAACCCAUCUAGAUGCAAUUGUCAAAAACAAAAUGUGUGUGUGUAUGGGGGGGGCAAUUAGGGACCAUCUAGUUAGGAGAAAUAUCUUUACUUUGUGUUUCUUUUCUGGAGGGGGUAAGAGGAGAAGAAGAGGAGAUCAUGGGAAAAGGAGAUGAUGAAUGUGUAUGAAAGAAUGUGCUUCAUCUCUUUAGCCCCAGUAGGGGGCAGGCUAGCUGCUUUCAUUUUUAACCCUUUGCGAAUCAGAGCGGUUAUUUUAGUACAGUGUCAGUAACAUUUCAAUAGUUUCUGCACUUUGCUCCCUGAGAGAGUGGCCUGUUGACAGCAGCAUGUGUGCUCUAUUCUAGUAGAAGAAUAUUUUCCCUUUCCCUUUAAAUCUGAUUUUUUUAACAGUUGUGUAUGAGUUUACAUUAUUUUAAACAAUUAAUGUUUAAAGUUUUUGAGUUCAAACACAGGGUGGAUCCCCAAUGCUUUCAGAACGUAAGUAGAUUUCUAUUUCAUUUUUAAGUUAAGUAGUACCGUUUGCAUUUUCUACUCUGCUUAUGAGGGUGGUAGAUGUGGAAAAGCAUUGGCCAUUAGAAUAAAGGAACUGUUGAUGCUUGCAGAGAUACUUGUGGGAGGAGGGGAAGAAAGGACAUUGCUUGGGGAAAAAUAAGAUGAAAAAAUUGAAGUAUUAAAUUAGAUGUAAUUGUUUUUUAAACAGUCUCAUGUCUCAAAGGGUUAAUGUCCAAACAUAUACCUGCUGAUUGAUUUCUGUAGAGCUGCGUUUUUAUAAGAAUUUCCCAAGACAGACUGUUGCAUUUGCCAAUACUUUGGGGAAGUAAUAGGAGUAAACUCUCAAUGUAUAAAGUACUGUGAUUUAAAAAGAAAAGUAGAUUUCUGCUUUUUAUUGCAGCUUAAGUGGUGGGCGGGACGGGAGAAGCUCUUUUGCAUUGUAUAUAGUACUGACUUUGCAUUCUCUUUAAAAAUGGAUCUGCACAGGCCGAGUUAUGAUAGUUCUGUAUGCUGCAUGCAUGGUUGACCGCAGGCAGCAUCAAACGUUUGUCUCACUACUGCUUCUGCAUGUUAGUGAACACUUUGCCAGCAUUCUUUAACCGUGCAAAAACCCUUUCCUGUACAGAGAGAACCUUUGCUUUAAAAAAAAAAAAAAAAAAAAAGUGGAAAGAAAGAUGUUGACUUUUAAUUAUGGCAGAAACUAUUGAUAAUUUAUGGACUGUUUUUUUGUUUCCCUUUAAAACAAAAAAUUGUGCCCGAGAAUACUGGUGCAAACCCUCUUAACAAAGGUGGUUGCUUAAAACUCCCCGCUAGGAGACUUGAGCCACACACAGUUGGUAAUAACUGGUACAGGGUUCUUUCUGAUUAAAUUCCACUUCAGAGUAAGCUAUGAAUUGUUGUUUCUUAGCACUCCUACAGAAACAGAGCUUUUAUUUAAGACUUGCCCUUCCCUUAUUAGGAUAUUACUCAAUUUGGAAACCACCUCAGUGUAUAAUAUGGAAGAGGAAAUCCCCCUCAUCGUACGGUUGGUUAAAAUGUACUCUGUGCUUUAAGGAUGAAAGCAUUUAUUACUUGGGCAAACGGACCCCCUGUCACUGUGAUGGCAACGUGAAAGAGCAGUUAGCGUUUAUUAUAUGUAUAUGUUCUCUUUUUAAACAAGGAAAAACUUUGUAGUGCUCCUGUUAUUUGUAUUUUUAGUUGCUUACUAUUUAUACUGUGCAGUGUAGGCAUGGAUUGCAUGUCAGUUUUCUAUGCGGGCACCAUGAUGACAUUACGAUAACUGUGUAUUAUAAAUCAUUUUUACCUUUUUAAACAGAAUCAUUGUGUGGAAUUUCUAUACUGCAAAACAAAACACUACAUUAAGUACUAUAUUCAUUUGUGUUAUUUAUUUUUUUUUGUGGGUGGGAGGGGGUGGUUUUAACUGUGGUGUAUAUUGCCUUAUAUGUGGGCGUGACCGACUUUAUCAAAAUAAAGGCAUAAAGGGGUAAAUAUGCUUACUGUUUUAUUCAGUAAUACAAUGUAGGGCUGCCACAGAGGUAGCUGCAGAAAAGUAUAUUGUACAAGCAUAGAAAGGGAAGCAGAUAUAUAGUAUAUAAAUCUUUAUAGGACAGGAAAUCCAGCUUUGUGUUAUAGACUACAAAUAGCAAGCAGGCUUAAAGUCCCAUGAGCAAUUAAAAGUUUUUAUAUGGUGAUUAUUAUGCCAAUCAUUUUGUACUGAGUAUUAUCAAAGCCCAUUCUAACCUGUUCCAGCACACAUAAUGUACAUUCUAUAGUCUGAGGAAGCUCAAUCCAGUAAAAGUUUUGGUUUGGACACGCCCUAAGAAAUCUAUUCUCCUGCACCCUGUUGAUUGCAGAAACUUGACAGACGGUACAGUUACCUGCCUUUGCCAGAGGUUGUUGCGUGUUUUCUGAGUUUGGAGUCUCAAGGAUACACUGGAGCUGUACAUUGUGCUGUGGGUUGCUGAAGGCUGCAGACAAGUCAGGCAAUAAGAAUUAUCAAAGAACGUAAAAGUUGUAUUUUAAAAGAAGAGAGCGAGAGAACUCCUGUUUGAGGCUGUAAUUCAGUUUGCAUGUGGUCUAUAUUCACAGAUUACAGAGCAACAUAUUAACCAGGGGCUUGUGUAUUUAAAAACUGCACCAGAAAAUUGUCCCUAAUACAAGACUUCCGAUAAUAGUGUUCUUUGUAGUUUGACCUCUCCCUGUACACCCCCCACACCUUUCAGUCUGCAUUCAUGUCUUCCUAUAAUGCGAAAAUAUAAGGAGGCAUGUUUAAAGCCACAGAAUUUCUCUGUUCUGUCCUCAGCUUUCAGAUGCACCUAGAAUCUGUUGGACUCCAUUGUGUUUCUUUUCCCCUUGAAGUAGUACUGCAGGAACAUACAAAGCUUUGGGGAGAGUAUUCAUGCGCAAACAAGUAGAGUAGAACCACGGCUUGGGGGGCCCGCACGGUUGUGGUAUAAUCUGUGAUAAUGGCUGUCAUGUUUCCAAAUUUCUUUGCCACGGAGUAGUGAGUUUUUCUUCUAAUUUUGUGUCCAUCUAAUUUUCAAUACCAAAAAAUUAGUUCACUUGCAUUUAUUGAUGCUUUCUAGAUGCAAGUGAAGUGAAGAGCCUGCCUACUCGACGCCUGUGUUCUCCUAGACGGGCUGGGUAAUACCCGCUCAAAGGCACGUGUCGCAGGUCCUACAGCCUGACAUGUUCAGUGCAAUAAAAUCAAGGAUUGAAGAGUUGGUCUAUUUGUUGUGCAAGGCUGAAUGUGAAUCUGUAAGGAGACUUCACAGAGCUGGAAUAGGUGUGCUGCUCUGGUAGAACCUAGCUGAGUUGUGAGCACUGGCCACGAGUCACGAAUUCCUAACAGCUGCGUGCUGUAGGUGCCUUGACUCCAGUUAGUGUGGGAUCAUUGUGGUUUGUAUGUGGCUUUAGUCUUAUGUUGGAUCGAGAAAGGAAUGUGCCAUUGAAUUAGCGCUCUGACCACCGCUACAACAGUAUCUGCAGCAGUUUUCACGUGCCUUCCCUCCAAGAAAGGCACCUAGCAGACACUACAGGAAAGGCGGUAGGUAUACUGAGCUUGGCGGAGAUGAAUUACAAGUAACAACUCUCCUGAUUUUCUCAAGCUAUGACAGCCAAAUAUUAUUGCUAACUACUUAUGGGGGAUAUUUUUAAAGGCACAAAAGGGCACUAUUCACCCAGCUGCCAUUGAAAGUCAGUGGGAAUUGAAAAGGAGUACUUGUGGCACCUUAGAGACUAACCAGUUUAUUUGAGCAUGAGCUUUCGUGAGCUACAGCUCACUUCAUCGGAUGCAUAGCAAAUUGGGAAUUGAGUGUCCCGUUUGCAUUUGUAAAACUCCCCUUAGAUGCAUAGUGACACAGUAAUUGGGGGCUAGUAAUUAAAACCAGAGCGGUUUUUAAUGUAAAGUGUAAUAGCAAAGUUUCAUAAUAUAAAUCCCUUAACUAGAGAGCAGUGCUAUACAUGACAUUUACUUCUUAUGUUCCAGUUUCUGCUGAAGGGAAUGAUGGCCAUCUCCUCAAUACUAGCUUCAUUUCACUGUUGCUCUUUCGGAGUGUACAUCACGUAAAUGAGGGAGAGAGACGUGCAUAAAUAGAUUUGAUUUAAUUUUAGCUUGACUCUUUUUUUUCUGGAACGCUGGAUUGUAUAUUAAAUAGCUACAGGAGAAUGGGACAAAUUAUGUAUGUUGAAUUUCUGACUUGUAGUUUCCACCUGCCGGAGAAUCAGCCAGAUGAUGUAAUCUUAGGGUUUACUGGUAUCUCUGAAGAUCCUGUUUUCUGUUAAAUGCAUUUUAAUCUGGUACAUGGCCAAGCAUUAAUGCAGCAUCAUGAUUCAGCGGAGGAAACAUCUGUGGUGAGAUCUUCUCUGUAAAAACAAAAACACAAAACGUUAACGUCUCUUAGCCAGUCUCCAGCGAUCUGCUGGGAAGCCACGUGUCCUGUUAAGUAGUACCCAGGUUAGCAGUGUCAGCGGUGUAGAGCUGGCAAUAAUUGCCUUGUUUGGGGGUGUUUCACAUUUGUUGUCAGAGUCCCAAUCCAAUUCUCAGUCAUUAUCUUAAUGGCUUUUGUGUGUUCGGCUGCAGUUGACUGUGGAGCAUCUGCACUGACAUAUGUCCAGGUAGGGCCAGGGCACUUGCUGAACAGAUCUGCUGUGUCACUCAGGAGUGAAGCGCUUCGAUGAUAGGUAUCUAAGAGAGAAAAGACUUCAAAAUAUAACAACCCCUCUCACGCAACAAUGGGAUUGGGGGAAAUUAAUAUUUCUGUUGAUGCUGCAAUUUCAGUGUCUGGUUUAUCCAGUUACACAGCUGCAUAUUGGUAAUUUUAUGAAAGCUCUUGGCAAUUGAAAGGUUUGCAUCCCUUUUGGAAGGAAAGUUGAGAGCUGGAGAACACAGCAAAACACUGAAGCUGUUUCACUGUGAACAGAUCUGGCUUGCCCUGACUAAUGAGAACUUGCAGUAGCUAAUGUGAUAGUGGCAAAACUUUUAAUAAUUAGAACAAGAACCAAACACCUCAUGAAACACCUCUUCUGGAGCUAGCAACAACUAUCAGGAAGCUGUGACUAUAGUGCCUGCAUUUUUCCCCAAACAGUGUCCUCCCUGCAGGUUUUUCAUUAUAGUCCUGUAUUCAACAGCUGCCCAGGCAUCGUGCAUGUUGCAAGCAGUAGUAAAUUCCUGGAGACCUCAAACGACUUUUCCACACCCUGGUGGCAGGGUGGAAGCGAAGAGGACAGUGUUAACUAUUUUACUUCUUAAUUUUGCUUUCCAGCACUCACUAUAACUUACAAAUUUUUACUUUUUAAAUUUGUUGAGGGUGCUGAAUAUUUCUUUGUAGAUAAAAUAUACAGUGAGGGGUGUGAAUGAGUGGAAGACAGCUCUGUGACCUGGCUUCAGGACAAAAACUGACCACAAACCAGAUUAUAUGGCCAAAACAUGGUAUAUGCAGGAGCUGUGCAUGGGACCGUGCCAAGGGUAGAGGUAGUCAUAGCUUCUCAAAACACUCCCUUCAAACAUUAGGAAGCUAGAGUCCAGUAAUCGCAGGAAGCCCCUUUCUAUGCCUGGGAAGAGAAUGAGUUUGCAUUUUAUAAGUCACUAAUUCUGCAGGUUUUGUUUUAAAUGAGCAUUGGACUUUGAACGCGUGCAAUGCUUGGAAAUCUAAACUAAAUCCAGCUGACUCUGAAAGCUAAUUAUCUGUUUCAAAUGAUUUAGCUCUCAACUAACAAUUUUAGAUUCAUCUGUGCAGAAAGGAGCAUUUUUCUGAGCGGGGGUGCUGGGAUUCCUCCCUCUCCAUGAAGUAGAUGUCUCCUACACUGCCUGAUUGUAAAUCAGGAGUGGGCUGCAGAGCCUGGCACAUUAGCAUAAAUCCUCUGGAAGAACGGAGAGUGCUCAUUACUGAGUUAAAGAAGGCCUCCCACUCUCACAUCCACCUUGCAGGCAUGUCAGGCUGGGAAGUUGCUUCAUACCUAUAAAAUCUGGCAUGCAAACUUUGUGGCCAGUGGGUGUUGGAAGGUGUCAUCGUUCUAGCGGCUCCAACUCCUGUUCAGUAGAGUAUUAGUAAAUGAAGUGAAUUUGUUUAAAAAUUCUAUUUGGAAUACAGAGUCUCUCCAUUCUGUUGUGUCAGCACUCUUAGAAGUGAACAGUUCUCAGCAUGGAAUCUGUGCUGUGGGGUAGAACAGAUGUAACACAUCUGCAGUACCCAGAAGUGGGAGUACAGAAAGGCUCCCAACGCCAUGUGGGGGAUAGGAUGCUUGGGUCUGAGCUGUGAACCUUACUGCUGUGUUCAGAGUUUCUUCCUAUAGUGUGUGUUGCAAGCCAGCAUAGUCUAAGGCUUUUAUACAACUGUGUGGGUGUGUGUUUGUUUAAAAUGAGGUUAGAUAUGAAGAAUUAAACAAUUCUUUGAAGCGUGGCAGUGGUUUUCCUAUGUUGAUGUGUAGAGCUCAGUUCAACUAGGUUGAAUGAGGUGCUUGCUCCAUGUUACUGUAUUUCUCUUUGUUUGCAUUUUUGUUUAAUAUUAGGAUCAAGUCUGGCAUCUUUUGUAGUAUUUUCCUUAAGGUUUGUGUGGUAGAUGAGUCAGAAUGAGAUUGGAACCGUCAGUGUUAGAAUCAGUAUGAGCAAGUUGGAUGUUUAACAUGCUAGAGAGUGAGUGACAAAGGCUGACUCACGAUAUUUUUCUGUUUGGCUGUUAAAUAUGUUUUCACAGUUCCUGAUAUCUGUUUAAAAAAGGUCAAGUGACUCAAAAAUCCUAGUGAUCUCCCCCCUCCCUUUUUUUUUUGGAGGGCAGAGCAUAAGUUAAAUUGGGUUUAGGGCUUGCAAAAAUUAAGUUGCAACCAAUAUUAACCUAAGCUCUCCCCUGCUGCUCCCAUCCCCUUGAAAGUUUACAUUCUUUAACUAAAGACAAGAGUCUGAGCCUCAUCUUCGUGCACUUAAUCAGUCAAGAAUGAUAUUCUGUUUCUCAGGGCUCCUAAAAUCAGAUGUGACAACAAAACCAGCUGGUGAUUAUACUGAAGAAAAUGCAGAUCUUAAAAUCACAGAAAAGAGCAAUGGUAAAGGCCUCUUGGGUUUUUCUGCCCUAAACUCUUUGGGGCAGCCGAUGUCUCAUUUUGUGCCUUUUAAGGUGCUGUCUGUUAUCAACCCUUAAGAGUGAGUCCCCUUUGCUGGUGCAGGACUCUUCCCUACGUUAUGGUCAUCAGUAGCAUUUUAAAUGUCUCAAGAGCUUUUACCUCUUCCGUUUGGAGAUUAACUUGAAGUCGAGAAAAAGGAGAGCACUGAUUUGGGUCAUCUUGCUUUGAGACUGCCAUGUCAGUUGAAUGAAAUACAAAUUGCUUGACUAUGACUCUUUUAAAAACUCACUCAUGUGAAUGUUUAAUGUUAAAAACAUUCCCCAACAUUAUAUAUUCGAAAAAGCACACCUACUGAAUUCUGUCAAAGGGAACUCAUUUCUGCAAGCCCUAAUUAUAGAGUAAACUUGAAACAAAGCCUUUGUUUUUUUCAUAAUUGCUGUUAGGAUUUUUCAAUAUCAACAUUUAAAGCUACAGAAAAAGAUGUUUAUGGGGAGGGAAGAUGGUGGUAUGAAAGGGAAGUCUCCAUCCUACCCAUUGGUAGAGUGUCAUUUUUUGCCAUGUGUAAGUUUGCUAAUGUACAUUUAAAAAAGAUUAGCCUGAGAUGUGUGCUGAGUCAUGUGACCGUUUUCUCUUUCCUAAACUUGUGACGCAAGUUGUUGCCUGAAAAGCUUAAAUUGUCGCAAUUGAGAGUAAGUGACAGAGAAGUGGAUUUCCUCAGAUGGCAGGAGUUUUAUAUAAGUAAUGAAUCUUAGCUAAAUCUGUGGAAGUAGGGUAAGGCUCAUUGGCCAGUUCGAAGGCAGUCUGAUCUAUCUUGGAUCACCCUGGAAAGCAAAGUAUCAAGCAAUUUACUGAAAGGCUGUUGUACCUUCUGCUGGUUUUCAUUAGAAACGUGUCUGCUUUCAGAUGCUCCCUCUUACUCUGUCUUCUGAACUGUUGUAUUUAUACAGUAAAUGAAGUGUAAGGUUCGUUUGUACAUGUCCUAUGGACUAUUCAAUCCAAUCUUUUUAUAUUAUGGCUUAGAAAAAAAACAAUGGAGGGUGUUUCUAUUUAUAAAUCUAGCGUAGGGACUCAUUCCUGCCACUGUAAUAAUGGUGGGUCAGUAUUUACAUGAGACAUUUUAGGGGUGUUAACUUGAACAUAGAAAUUAAGUCUGGUUUGAAAUUUAGCAUACAUGCAGAAAAUUAUUGAUUAAAAUCAGUUCUGGGUGUUCGGUAGUGAAGAAAAAGAAAACGAGUAGUUGUCUUUAUGCUUUACAUAAUGCCACAAGAGUUUCAGUUUGAGAGGGAAAGGUAGUUAUCCAGCCUAAUUGUUGGCCUAAUUAUUGUUGGAAUCUGGAAGAAAAUUAAACAUAAGGAAGAUAAGCAGGUAGAAAAAUCUUCCUUUACUUGCAGAGUAGACGAUACAUAUAAGUAUUGUAUAUAUAAAAUAUAUAGUAUUUAUGGGACAAAGUAUUGAUGGAAAUAGGACUCAUUUAAACAAAUCUUUGUCUUUACUUACUAGAUCCUAAAUAUUUAUGGCAUGAGCAUUUAUAAGCCUUGAUACAUGGUAUAUGUGUAUAAAUAUAUGUAUUAUACACAUCCAGAUACUAUUUGGUCAGCAUUAUAAAGCAUAGCAAUUACAAAUAUUGUAUUUCAAUCCGUUCUAAGUAAAAGGUCAGUAGAUAUCAGGGUUUUGUUUUCUUUUGGAGGGAAUUGGAAGUUGUUGUUUUUGUUUUUAUCUGAGCGGGGUCCCCAUCUUUGAUUGGAUUCCUUUAAAAGAACUGCAGAUCAAAUGCAAUAGGAAAGUACUUAUGAAGGGAAGGUUUGAUUUCAAUAAAGUUAAAUCCAGCUGCUUCUGGCAGCUUCUCUCACAGACUGGCAGCUAAAAACAACUUCAUGUAGUUCAGAGUUUGGGGGAAAAAGUGUUGGAUUUAUGUAUUUUCAGAGACAGUAUAAUAUACUGUUCUUUACAAGCUAAACUUUUCUAUCAAAAUAACUUGUGGAUUAUUUCACUGAUAUAUGCAAAUCCUAUAUUCAGCUACAGCUUUGGUGACCCAGGAACUCUGGAGAAAUUGUCCCUGCGACAUAGAAGUUUAAUUUAUUGUGCUUUUCUAUAGGUAAAGUGGAAAACUGAAGUUGGCUUUAAGUGUUUGCAAUCUGAGAAAUGAUGUGAAAAAGCAGCUCAACUAAAUGUAGAUUCUUUUCGAUCCUUUUUGUGUGAAGGCUUUUGUCUUUGUAUCUUUGCAUUAUUUGUAAAUGAAAUGUAAUAAAGUUCAAAUGGUUUUUCGUC
This is a messenger RNA of Chelonia mydas (Green sea turtle), 15420 nucleotides long. RefSeq names its product CREB regulated transcription coactivator 1 (gene CRTC1). Gene Ontology annotation, molecular function: cAMP response element binding protein binding. Gene Ontology annotation, cellular component: nucleus; cytoplasm. Bases 90 to 1934 code for a protein of 614 amino acids. Gene Ontology annotation, biological process: positive regulation of transcription by RNA polymerase II; protein homotetramerization. The record is from RefSeq and is a predicted model, not a curated record. NCBI's taxonomy places the organism in Eukaryota, Metazoa, Chordata, Testudines, Cheloniidae. The transcript is spliced from 14 exons.